CCCCAAGCUUUUUACAACUUGCUUCGCGUGUAACCGGGACAGUCUCUAACAGGCGGAACCGAGUGUAAGUGUGCAUGUGGAAGCCAAACCGCUUUCAUGCAUCAAAGUGCUGCAUGAGGCAACUUACAGGUUUGGGGACCAUGGCCUUCCUAGGGAUCGCAGUGCGGCGGGUGGUGUUGGCGGCGCGGCCUCCUCUACCUCAUUUAUGCCGGACAAGUGCUCGGUCCUACAGCUCGGAGCCCACCAAGGAAAAGAGUGUUCCCUACGAGAAAACACUCAAACAGGAGGAUGGCGCCUCCUCUGGACCCACUAAACCUUUGCCCAGGUCAGCGGAUGUGGUGGUGAUCGGAGGAGGCAGCCUGGGCUGCCAGACCAUCUACCACCUGGCUAAAAUGGGCAUGACCAACGCUGUCCUGCUGGAGAGAGACAGACUGACCGCUGGCACCACCUGGCACACAGCAGGCCUGCUGUGGCAGCUCCGUCCCAGUGAUGUCGAGGUUGAGCUGCUGGCCCACACCAGGAACGUGAUCAGCAAAGACCUGGAAGAGGAGACUGGUCUCCACACAGGUUGGAUCCAGAAUGGGGGACUCUUCAUUGCCUCCAACAAGCAGAGACUGGACGAGUACAAGCGUCUCAUGUCGCUGGGUAAAGUUUACGGUAUUGAGUCCCAUGUCCUGUCACCUGCGGAGACCAAGGACCUGUAUCCUCUGAUGAACGUUGAUGAUCUGUAUGGAACCCUGUAUGUACCAAAAGAUGGCACCAUGGACCCAGCAGGCACCUGUACCACCCUGUCCAGAGCUGCCUCCGCCAGGGGAGCCAUGGUGAUCGAGAACUGCCCUGUGACUGGAAUUAAAGUGCGGACAGACGACCUCGGGGUGAAGAGGGUGAAGGCAGUGCAGACCCCUCAUGGGACCAUUGAGACCCCUUGUGUGGUGAACUGUGCAGGUGUGUGGGCCACCAAGCUGGGGGAAAUGGCAGGAGUGAGGGUGCCUCUCAUAGCGAUGCAUCAUGCCUACGUAGUGACAGAGAGAAUUGAAGGCAUACAGAACAUGCCGAAUGUUAGGGACCACGAUGCCUCAGUGUACCUGCGCCUCCAAGGUGACGCUCUGUCUGUGGGUGGCUAUGAACACAACCCAAUCUUCUGGGAUGAGGUGUCUGAUAAGUUUGCCUUCAGUUUAUUUGACCUGGACUGGGAUGUAUUCAUGCAACAUAUUGAGGGCGCAAUCAACAGAGUGCCAGAUCUGGAGCAGACUGGCAUCAAGUCCACUGUCUGUGGACCAGAAUCGUUUACGGCAGACCAUAAGCCGCUGAUGGGAGAAGCGCCAGAGGUCAGAGGCUUCUUCCUGGGAUGUGGCUUCAACAGUGCUGGUAUGAUGCUGGGAGGUGGUUGUGGUAGAGAGCUGGCUCACUGGAUUGUACACGGCCGUCCUGAAAAGGAUAUGUAUGGAUACGACAUCAGGCGUUUCCAUAACUCGCUGACAGACAACAAACGCUGGAUCAGAGAGAGGAGCCACGAGUCAUAUGCUAAAAACUACUCUGUGGUGUUCCCCUUUGAUGAGCCGCUGGCCAGCCGUAACAUGAGGAGGGACCCUUUCCAUCAGGUGCUGACGGAGCAGGGCUGUGUGUUCCAGGAGCGACAUGGCUGGGAGAGACCUGGCUGGUUCAACAAAGAGGGGCCUGCUCCUGUAAAAGACUAUGAUUACUAUGGAGCUUAUGACAUUGGGAAGAAUGCGAACUACAAGUACAACGAAUUGCUGGGGAAAGAGUACACCUUUGACUUCCCUCCACAUCAUGAAGUGAUUAAGAGGGAGUGCCUCUCAUGUAGACACGGUGUGGCCGUGUUUGAUAUGUCCUACUUUGGAAAGUUCUAUCUCACUGGACCAGAUGCCAAGAAGGCGGCUGAUUGGCUGUUCACUGCUGAUGUCAACAAAAAGCCAGGCUCCACUGUGUAUACCUGCAUGUUGAAUAAAAGAGGAGGGGCGGAGGCUGACCUGACAGUGAGCAGACUGGAACCUGGUGCAGCCAACCUACCCUUGGCACCGGAAUCUAAUGGUGAUGCAUACUACCUGGCCAUCGGAGGUGGUGUAGCAGAACACAACUGGAACCACAUUAGAACAGUUCUUCAGGACCAAGGUUUCCGCUGCCAGCUGACGGACCACUCUGAGGACAUGGGGAUGAUCAGCAUCCAGGGGCCCAAGAGUCGAGAGGUACUUCAGGAGGUGUUGGACACAGACCUGAGCAACGAAGGUUUCCCCUUCUCUACCCACAAAGUUGUCAACGCAGCAGGACAUCAGGUGCGAGCUAUGCGUCUGUCAUUUGUCGGAGAGCUCGGCUGGGAGCUGCACAUUCCCAAAGACUCGUGCCUUCCAGUCUACCAUGCCGUCAUGGCUGCUGGCGCAAAGCAUGGCAUCAUCAACUCAGGCUACAGGGCCAUCGACUCACUCAGCAUAGAGAAAGGGUACAGACAUUGGCACGCCGACCUUCGCCCAGAUGACACACCCUUGGAGGCAGGACUAGCCUUCACCUGUAAACUGAAGAGUUCGAUGCCGUUCCAGGGUCGCGAUAGGCUGGAGAAACAGAAAGAGGAGGGGCUGAGGAGGCGCAUCGUCUGCUUCACCAUUAAUGAGAAAGUACCGAUGUUCGGUCUGGAGGCCAUUUUCCGUAAUGGAGUUCCUGUUGGUCACCUACGGCGUGCUGACUAUGGCUUCUUUAUCGACAAAACUAUUGGUUACGGAUAUAUCCGCAGCCCUGAUGGAGGAGUGGUGAGUGCCGAUUUCAUAAAGAGCGGCGAGUUUACCCUGGAGAGGAUGGGAGUGACGUACAAGGCCAAGGCCCACCUCAAAUCUCCAUUUGACCCUGAGAAUAAACGAGUCAAGGGCAUCUACGCUUGAGAAGGACCACAGAUGUAAAAACUGAAGCAAACACACACUAGUUGGAGACUGAGGCUGAGAGAGGUGCAACUGAAUUUUUUUUUUUUUUUUUUUUUUACAUGCAGGUGCAUCUGAUUUAAUCUUUAACUCUCUGUCAAUUACUAGGUAUCUCAAAUGUUGAUAAUUUUAUUCAGAUUUUAUCUGUGAUUUGAUAGAUGUGUAGUGGAUGUGAUGGGAAAAUAUGCUCAUUUUAAAAUUUAGCCUUUUAGGGGUGGUGUAAAAUCUGUCAUGAUAAAGACGUGCUGAAUUGAGUCUGUUCUGAAUGUUUCGUAUGCCCACUCUAGAUUUGAGAGUAACAAUGUGUUUUCUUGUGAAUGCUUUCAUGUGAGUAGUAUUACUAUGAAGACAAAUUUAAGACGUAAAUCUGUCAUCUCAAGUCUUAAUGAAGAAUUAGCGGCUAGCAUUGCGCUGAACCUGAUUCAUUAGCAUGAUUAUAGGUGUGAUGGUGAUAUUUUAUAUGAUGCACAGAAAGCCUUUAAAAGCCUUUUUUAGCCUUUUUGCCUUUUGUAACUGAAGCCCUUAUAAUAGGGCUAAAAGUAACAGUUACAGAUCCGUGUGUGUAUGAAUGGAGGCCCAUUUCAGCCGAUGUGAUGGAAAAUAAGAAAAGAGCCUGUAAGUCAUUAUAAUGAAAAAACUUUCUCGAAAUAACGACUUAGUAUCUCAAAAUAAUGAUGUAAUAUAUCCAAAUAAUCAGAAACUUUCUCAGUAUUUUGACUUGGGCCUACCAUCACGAAGUCGUGCGCACUAGCGAGCUUUCUGUCAUUGCUAUCACAAAAGAGGUACGCAGGCAUAUGGUUUUGCAGCACUGAUGUAGAGCAAGCAGCUUGUAGAUAUUGUUGUGCUCUCGACAGCAAGCUAAACUUGGAUGCAGGCUUGACGAAGUCAUCGUAUAUCUACUUGUACAAACUGUAGCAAAAUAAUGUUAUCCUUAACAUUGAUCUGGAUAAUGUGUGUAACAACACAUUUAACAUUAUUUUUGAAUAUUAUUUUAUUUAUUUUAUAAUUUUUGAAAUACUGAGUCAUUUU
Messenger RNA from Xiphias gladius (swordfish), 3956 nucleotides. It is a transcript of the gene sardh, whose product is annotated as sarcosine dehydrogenase. The transcript has 22 exons. The record is from RefSeq and is a predicted model, not a curated record. NCBI's taxonomy places the organism in Eukaryota, Metazoa, Chordata, Actinopteri, Istiophoriformes, Xiphiidae. The coding region runs from base 75 to 2891 and encodes 938 amino acids. Gene Ontology annotation, molecular function: protein binding; oxidoreductase activity. Gene Ontology annotation, cellular component: mitochondrion.